Messenger RNA from Humulus lupulus (European hop), 1998 nucleotides. RefSeq lists its product as uncharacterized. The transcript has 3 exons. Lineage: Eukaryota; Viridiplantae; Streptophyta; Magnoliopsida; Rosales; Cannabaceae. Bases 1 to 1998 code for a protein of 665 amino acids. The record is from RefSeq and is a predicted model, not a curated record.
AUGUGGACCAUCAAUGAUUACCCUGCAUAUGCUAUGAUGUCUGGGUGGAGUACAAAAGGAUAUAAAGCGUGUCCAACUUGCAAUGAAGAAACUCCUUCCAAAAAAAUAAGGAGUAAGAUUGCUUAUAUUGGACAUAGGCGUUUUCUUCCCAUGGAUGAUGAAAUGAGAAAUAGCAAAAAAUUUGGUGGAAAAAUUGAACGAAGAGGGCCUCCAAGGAAGUUAACUACUGAAAAUAUUUUAGCACAGUUAGAACAUUUGCAAGAUAGACUUCCUGGUAAACAUAAAGAAUACGGAGGUGUUAAACGCAAGCGUUCACCAGACGAGCUUAACUGGGCAAAGAAGAGUAUCUUUUUCCAACUAGAGUACUGGCAACAUUUACCACUCAGACAUAAUUUAGAUGUAAUGCAUAUUGAGAAAAAUGUUUGUGAUAGUAUCCUUGGCACUUUAUUGAACAUAGAAGGCAAAACAAAAGACACAGAUAAGGCUAGACUUGAUCUUGAAGACAUGGGGAUUAGGAAGGAGUUGUAUCUUUACAAAGAUGGUCAGAAAUGGAAGAAACCACCAGCUUCAUAUGUUCUAAGUAAUGAAGAGAGACGUUUGUUUUGUCAAUUUAUUAAAUCAGUGAAGUUUCCAGAUGGGUUUACUGCCAACUUAUCAAAGAAUGUGAAUGAGGAUGAUAGUAAAAUAUCAGGGCUUAAGUCACAUGAUUGUCAUGUUUUGUUGCAACGUUUAUUGCCAGCAGGAAUCAGAUCAUUCUUGAAAAAAGAACUUCGAGAAACUAUCAUUGAGCUAUGUAACUUCUUCCAACAAAUAUGUGCUAAGAUUGUAAACAUAAAAGAUCUUGAGAAGAUGCAAGAUAACAUCGUCAUUAUUUUAUGCAAGCUUGAAAGAAUAUUCCCUCCGACGUUCUUUGAUAUCAUGGUUCAUUUAACUCUUCAUUUGCCUAAUGAGGCAAUAAUGGGUGGUCCGGUACAUUUUAGAUGGAUGCAUUCCAUUGAACGAGCCAUGAGUAUAUACAAACAAUAUGUUCGCAAUAGAGCACGUCCAAAAGGGUCAAUUGCAGAAGCCUAUAUAGUGAAUGAGGCUUUAACAUUUUGCUCAAUGUAUUUUCAAGAUAUCGAAACUCGUUUUAAUAGACCGGAAAGAAAUGAUGAAAGGACGGAAAUAUGCCCACCUCGAGAAAUUUCUGUUUUCAAGCAUGUUGGUCGACCAUUGGGCAAAAAAGAGGAUAAAGUUCUUGAAUCAUCACUACGAAGUAAGGCAGAAUGUGAACACAUGGAUGAAUUAUGUGCUAGAGGGGUGCAAGAUUUGGACCAGCAACAAGAAGUUGAGUUUCCAACAUGGUUUAGAAACAAACAACGAGAUGUAAGACUAACCACUCAGAAUAGUGGAAUUUUUGUUCCUGGAGAGAAUGAACAAAACUUCGAUGGUGUCCUUCAAGAGGUCAUAGAAUUGUGCUAUUUAAAGGAUUGCACAGUUCUGUUGUUCAAGUGCAAAUGGUUUAAAACUAACAUUGAUCCUAAAAAAAAAAGAAUUAAAGAAGACAAAAAAUUCACAAGUGUGUAUAUUGGGGAAGAAUGGUAUAAGAAUGAUCCAUUUAUACUGGCAUCUCAAGCAAAAUCAAUUUACUACUUAAAUGAUGACAAGAAUGGGCCAUUGUGGAAAUUGGUGCAGACUCACACUCCACAUAAUUUGUGGGAUUUUCCAAAUGUUGAAGAGGCAAAUGAAGUUGAAGCAUCUAUGGAUGUGCAUAUAGUACAAGAAGCUAAUUCACAACCAUUUCAAUUAGUUGUGGAAUUGCCACAAUUAGAGAAUAUGGUCUUUCAACAUGAUGAUGUUGAAGCAAUUGAGAUUAAUAAUAUUGAUCAUUUGCAGUGUGAAGAUCUUGUUAGAGGCAUAGAUGACUUUAUAGUUGAUGAUGAAGAUGUUGAAGAUGAUACCUUAGAAGAAUAUGAUGAAGAUUAUGAGAGUGAUGAUAGUAGUGAUAAUGAAAAUUGA